AUGGAAUUAUUAGCAGGAGUUGUUGCAAAUGGAUAUAUUGUUGCCUUAAAUUGUAUCGACUGGGUCAAAAGCAGAAAACUGACUUCCUAUGAUAAGAUAAUAACCAGUCUGGCCUUCUCCAGAUUUUGCCUACAAGUCGUUGUGUCAUCAGACAAUUUCUUAUCUAAGUUAUAUCCAGAUUUCUUUUAUAUGAAUGAAACAUCAAGCCCUUAUACAGUUACCUGGAUGUUCAUAAACCAAGUGAGUCUCUGUUUUGCAAGCUGCCUUUCUGUGUUCUACUGUGUGAAGAUUGCCUCUGUCAACCAAGCCCUCUUCAACUGGUUAAAACUGAGACUCUCCAAACUGGUGCCAUGGCUGCUUUUGGGCUCUGUGCUGUACUGCUUGGUUACCACAGUUGCUUUUACAUUGUUCAGCUAUUCCUAUUGCAUAUCCUCCCACAACUCCACAGAUUGUCUAUCAAGAAAUGUCACGAUUUCAGACAACAACACUUUUCUGAUACACGGCAUAGGAUCUAUUUCCCCCAUUAUUCUAUUUAUUGCUUCAUCUGCUUUGUUAAUCAUAUCCCUUUGGAGACACAUCAGGAAAAUGAACCUUAAUUCAGACCUUAAUCCAAGUUUCAGGAACCCCACUAUGGAUGCCCAUGUGCGUGCACUGAAAUCUGUGGUGUCCUUUUUCAUCCUCUACAAUAUUUAUUAUAUGGCUUUAACAUUGUCAAUUGGAAGCCUAGCCUAUGUCAGUGAUGAAUUGAGAAUUACAGUGUGUACAAUUAUCGUUGCUGCCUAUCCUUCUCUACACUCCAUUGUCUUGAUUCUGGGCAACCCCAAAUUAAAACUGGCCUCAGCAAGGAUUCUGCAUUCUGCCAAUUGCUGA
Terrapene triunguis (Three-toed box turtle) is the source of this 870-nucleotide messenger RNA. RefSeq names its product taste receptor type 2 member 7-like. The transcript has a single exon. Gene Ontology annotation, cellular component: membrane. Gene Ontology annotation, biological process: detection of chemical stimulus involved in sensory perception of bitter taste; G protein-coupled receptor signaling pathway; sensory perception of taste. Lineage: Eukaryota; Metazoa; Chordata; Testudines; Emydidae. The record is from RefSeq and is a predicted model, not a curated record. Gene Ontology annotation, molecular function: bitter taste receptor activity; G protein-coupled receptor activity. Bases 1 to 870 code for a protein of 289 amino acids.